AUAUUUUUUUUGAACAGGGCCUAAAAUUAAUUUGAGACGGCCCUGGCUUUCAUAUUCUCUAAACAACACAUAAAUUAUAGUAGAUCGGUUGGUUCAAGCGUAGGUGUUGGUAUAUAAUGUUAUGUUUUUGAUUCGAAAUCCGAUGAGAAGAGUACUUUACGUUGUGUCAUUGGCAACCACAAAAACUGAUUUCGAACUAUGGAAGAGACUAAGGCUUUUAGUGUCCAAAUUCCUUUUAGUUAACAAAAAAAAACUAUACAAUAAGUUAUCAAAAGAAGUGAAAGUCUGAUGGUUAUUUGGAGAGAAAUCUACUAUAUAGCAAAUGUAUUUUAACAAAACUGAUCAGAUUAGUCAAUAGGACAUAAAGUAAAAUUUAGACACAGACAGCUAAUAUGAAGAAAUGUGGAAUCAUGUUUGAGGUAGCCAUUUUCGCUAAUUAAUAACUCAAUAUGUUCCCGAAAAUAAAAUAUAUUUUCCUCACAACUCUUUCUCUUUAUAUACGCACAUGCGAAUGUCCCACAACCUGUCAUUCCUUCUAAUUGGCAACGAAGACUUUUCAUAUCCUUACAUGAACAAUGCCUCUCGCAAUCCAAGAUUUCUUCGUCCCUCUCCUCUUCUUCUCUUCCAUUGCUUCGGCAGCUACCGUCGAACAUGUUUUCCAGGUCAAAAACGUAGUGGUGAAACCGUUGUGCAAGGAGCAAAUGAUACCGACUGUUAACGGAAGUCUUCCCGGUCCAACUAUAAACGUUAGAGAAGGCGAUACUCUCGUGGUCCAUGUCAUCAACAACUCAACUUACAAUAUAACCAUCCACUGGCAUGGAGUGUUUCAGCUGAAAAGUACAUGGAUGGACGGUGCGAAUAUGAUAUCUCAAUGUCCGAUUCAACCACGUAAUAAUUUCACCUAUCGAUUUGAUAUCACCGGGCAGGAAGGUACAUUGUUAUGGCAUGCACACGUCGUUAAUCUACGUGCCACACUUCAUGGGGCUCUAAUCAUUCGUCCUAGAUCAGGUCGUCCUUAUCCUUUUCCUAAACCCUACAAGGAAGUUCCCCUCAUUUUUGGUAAACAUUCUUUUUCCCCCGUGAAUUCCGAAUGAAAUCAAGAAGCAAAAACGUUUUUUCUUCCAGAGAAUUCAUAGCUUCUUAGUAGGUCAAUUAUUUUUACGUUUAUAGUUUAAAAAUAUAAAUAAUAAGAAUUAGGAAGUAAAUUUGUAUAUGAUGAUAAUUUUUUUCUUACUCAACUUGGACUAUGGCCGAUAAACUUUGUUUUUGUACUAAAUUAUAUAAAUAAUAAAAAUAUUUGCAAGCAAACUUAUUAAUUUAAAUGUGUUAAAUAUAUGUUGUAUUUUUCAAACUGAUUUUUGGGAUGAUAUAUAAUUUAAGCGUGUCGAUCGUAAUAGUAUGACUAGGUUGGUUCGGAUUUUAUAAAGAUCAUAAUCAAAAAGACUUAUAAUAUUUGAGGAUGAAUAUAAUUUAUUUAAAGUUCGUAAAAUACUUUUUUUUUGUUUAAUUUUCCCUGAACUGAUAUCAUGGGAUAUAUAUAAUGAAUAUUGACUUAUUGAGAGUGCAAUGUCAGAAAAUUAGUUCAGUUCAAUAAACUUUAUUUUUAUGAACAAUAAUAUAACCCUUUUUUUUCUUAAGCCCUUUAAAAAAAAAAAAACUUUUUUCUUUGAACAAUCAAACAGCUUGGAUUAAGCCUUAGACAAGCAAAUCGAAGUUAGAAAUACAAAGAACUGAUUUUAGGAGAUUACAUGAACAAUUUAACCGAUUUUGCAGUAGAGUUAAAAUUCCUAGGAAUAAAAGAGAAGUACACAGAAGUAAAAGUAGGCGAUAGAGUCUCGAUAAAUAUAAAUAACAGAAAACAUAUUUAUAAGUAAAUUUAUUUGUUGUAAAUUUGUCAAAUCUAUAUUGGAAUUUUUACCAGGCUGAUACAGUUUGGAUUAAAUGUUAAUUACAAGUAUGAGUAGGUUGGUCUGGUUUUACAAUAAGAGCAUAUAAUACUUCUUUUUACGCGAAGCCAA
Brassica napus (rape) is the source of this 2018-nucleotide messenger RNA. Its product is annotated as laccase-9-like. The record is from RefSeq and is a predicted model, not a curated record. The coding region runs from base 576 to 1094 and encodes 172 amino acids. Lineage: Eukaryota; Viridiplantae; Streptophyta; Magnoliopsida; Brassicales; Brassicaceae. Gene Ontology annotation, molecular function: oxidoreductase activity; copper ion binding. The transcript has 3 exons.